Salvia hispanica is the source of this 1381-nucleotide messenger RNA. Its product is annotated as DNA-dependent metalloprotease WSS1-like. Gene Ontology annotation, molecular function: metallopeptidase activity. Gene Ontology annotation, cellular component: nucleus. Gene Ontology annotation, biological process: DNA repair. NCBI's taxonomy places the organism in Eukaryota, Viridiplantae, Streptophyta, Magnoliopsida, Lamiales, Lamiaceae. The record is from RefSeq and is a predicted model, not a curated record.
CUUGCUCAAUAAGAAAAUCCUAUUGGCCACAAAUUUUCAAUAUUUUACAGCAAAUUUUCAAUAUUUAUAGACAAUUUUCAGUGCUGUUUUUUGCCGCUGGAUAUCUGUGAUUUCCAGUCGUAAUUUCCAGUUGUGAAUUUGUGCUAUCCUUAUGGACUUGAAUGAUCUUAACAAAGUCUGGGAAAUCAAACCUCUAAAGAAGGUUCGUGAGGAUGAGGCGAGGGAAAUUCUCGAAAGAGUGGCAAAGCAAGUGCAACCUAUCAUGAGGAAGAGAAAAUGGAAAGUGAAGGUCCUGUCUGAGUUUUGCCCGCCUAAUCCAUCUCUUUUAGGGCUAAAUAUAGGAGGAGGGUCUGAGGUGAGGCUGAGACUGCGUAGACCAAACAACGAGUGGGAUUUUUUCCCUUAUGAUCACAUUCUCAACACAAUGCUGCAUGAGCUUUGUCACAACGAACAUGGCCCUCACAAUGCUGAUUUCUACAAUCUUUUGGAUGAAUUGAGAAAGGAAUGUGAAGAGCUUAUGGCCAAAGGCAUUACUGGAACUGGGCAAGGAUUUGAUCUCCCUGGGAAGAGACUGGGUGGAUAUUCUCGUCAACCUCCUCUAUCUUCUCUACGCCAGCAAGCUCUAGCGGCUGCUGAAAAGAGGUCUCGAAGUGAAGCUCUGUUACCCCAUGGGCCUAUGCGCCUUGGUGGUGAUAGUAGUAUUAAAGCCGUGCUAAGUCCAGUUCAAGCGGCUGCUAUGGCUGCAGAGAGGAGACUACACGACGAUUUAUGGUGUGGAUCCAAAUCACUAGAGCACGAGGGGCCUUCCGAAAGCCCAACUGGUUCAUUGGAUGUCAGAACUACCAGAACAUCAGUUCUUGAUUCAACAUCAGUCCAGGACCAGAAAGACGAAUCAUCAUGGCAGUGUGAGACAUGCACCUUGUUAAAUCAGCAAAGAGCUCUUAUAUGCGAAGCCUGUGGAACACCUAAGAGUAAAUGCAACGGAGCAACGAAGUUCAAAGUCUGGUCUUGCAAGUUUUGCACACUAGACAACAGCACCGAGAUUGAAAGAUGUGUGGCUUGUGGAGAAUGGAGAUACUCGUAUGGUCCUCCUACUGCCACUCCCGGGCCAUAUCAAGGUACCUGAACCUAUGAAUCGCGAUAAAUCAUUGAGACAAAAACAAUCUUGAUUUGCAAAUUGUGUGUGUACACACUCUGCCAAAUAUUAGUACUGCUAUUCGUGUAAAAUUCUAGCCGUGUAUGAAUAGUAUAAUGCACAAUUUAGUUGGGAAUUUGAAUUAACCAAAUACUGGCACUACUUUGUAGCAAGAUUAAGUUUCCAUACUGUAUAUGAUUACAUUUGUAAAAUUCUAUUUGUUGAGUACACUUAUUUAGAUAGUCA